AUGACGGCAAUCAGCGCAAAGCCCGUGCGCCCCGACCUCCAAGCCCUCAAACAGGCCCUCGCCCACCACCAAACAUGCUCUGACGCUGCCGUGCACGCUCUCCAAGAGCUUCUCGGCGCCGCCGGAAAAUCCUCCGGCGCCCAGGGCAAAGAGAAUGUCAGGCCGAAGGCUACUCGGACACAGGACGCAAAACCCACACGCCCACGCGCAAAAACGAAGACGAAAGCCGACGCCGAAGCUCCUCCCGCCCUCACUCCGCGCGAGAAGUUCCUCCUCGCCACCGAGGUCGUCAAUUCUUCUCUCAAGGCACUCAGUGAUGCCUCGAAACUCCAAUCGAAAUCCCACUCCCACGUCGCUUCGACGACGACACAAAGUCAGCGCUCGGACUCGAAACGACCCGCCGCGCAAAGAGCACCCAGCCAAAUAUCCAUCGAAACUACCAAGUCUUCGGGAAAGCCCGGGGCCCCCGCCAAUAUUGUGGCUGUUGCUGAGUGCGCGCGGUUGGCCUUCGCAUAUUUGAGGACCCCGGAAGCAUGGAAAACCUCGGGAAAAGACAUGCCGCCAUUGCAGUUAGAAACUGGCAUGUUGUCGCUGGUCGGAAAGCUGCUUUCUCAGAGCUUGGAUACUCUGGCCGUCAAGGAACUGCGCGUGUUGAAGAGGCGGCUGGAAAGUCACCUGCGUCCCAUCAAGGACGGUCUUGAAAAUGGGAGAAAUGACAGCGACCAGGCAGAGAAGGAAACCCUAGCGAGCUUGCUGAAUUUUGGGCAGAUCGACGUGGCCAGCCCGGCUUUGCAACUCACCCUCAAUCACCAGCUUUACGUGUUGAAGGUCAUCUGCUCCAGCAAGCGUCCGUCAAGCAUUGAGUCGGCCCUCGAAUUCCUCCGGCCAUCGACGCCUUCGUCUCCCAUAAACAUUCUCUUGCAACUUGCCGACAGACCCGGAAACAAAGACAAAGCUGCACGCCAAUUGGAAAGUGUCGCCCAGAUGCUUCUCUCCCUGUGUCCCAGCAUAUCAAGCUCGGAGGAUACCCGCGCCUGCGAUGCUGCCACAAGCCCGUCCCCGGAUGUUGCCUUCCAAAUGCAGGCUCUGGCAUUUGACGCUCGCGCACAGUGGUGGAAGCUUUCCGGCCACCAGGGAGAUGCUGAGAAAGAACUCCUCGAGCCUUUCUCCAAGUGUGUUGCGGCUUUCUCAAGGCGAUCUGAUUCGCUACCAUCGGAAAAGUACAGCUUGGCGAGUGCGAAGUUGGAGGCUUUGGAAAGCGCCACUGGAGUCAAGGCGAAAGACCGGAAUUUGUGCAAGGUCAUGAGCUCGUUGGCCCAGUCCGCUGAAAUGGGCGAAGUCGCUAUGAGGUGGAUCAGAAACCAGACUGCAUCAUCCUCCAACGGCCGCCAGGCUUCGGAUGCAGCUCAAGCAGCAUCAUGCAUUCGGAUUGCAACAUUAUCCCUCGAAAAUAUAUCUUCAAGCGGGGAAACUGAGGAAUUUCACGUGAACAUCGAUUCCGCUCUCAAGGCCUUGGAUGGAAGUUUGAGGGGUGACUCCGUCGAUUUGGAUACUUUGCUAACGGAGGUCUCCGGUCUCCGAAGAGCAGCAGGCAAGGUUGUGGUUGAGAAGAAGCCGGGUUUUCAAGAGCAAUGUUUCUCUAUCAUCUCUGCAUGUACCCAUUUUCUGGCCAGGUACAUCGGAACAGCGCCAACAGAGGGAUCAGAUCCGCAAAGCCUUACCAGACACGCAGAAAGACUUCAAAUCGCGUCGAAAGUCGUCAAAGGAUUCAUUGACUCUGUAACAGCAUGUUGCAAAAUUCUCAUGUCCUCGGAAUCCAUCAACUGGGAUGAUUUGGACCGCACGUUAGAAGACUGUCGAUUUAUCCUUGGCCAACUCGAAGCACCGUAUCGGGACAACUCCAAACAACUGCACCAAUUUUCUGCCAAUCUUGGGCGACCUUUUGUCAAACUUUCCGGUCUUUAUUGGUUAUUAUUCGCAUAUUUCAGAAAGAAGACAGCUUCCGAUGAGACUUUGCUCCAGUCGCUCCACAAGUCCGUCGACAUUCUCUUGGACCGUCCGGAAGAAGAAAAAAGCUCAGGCCUCCUCCUUCUGAAGCUUGAAAAAUUUGCAGAGGUCCUUGAAGAGAGACGCAAGUAUGAGGACGCUGAAGAAGCAUACGUCAACUCCAUCCGCACGCAAAUUGGCUCUGGUGCGCUUAGAGAAGCUGCAGAGAAAGCGUCGACUGGGUCAUUCCAACAAGCGAUGCUGGAGGGCAGAUUGGCGGCUUUCUUGAAGACAGCAACCUCUCUUCACCUUCUCUUACUUCGACAGAGCGAGAAGAUCAGUGACAAAGUCCUGCAUUUUGACCUGGAAGGACUUGAACCAGUGGAGAGAGCAAUACUCUUGGAGGUGCAGCUGAUACUCUGCUGCGAGACACACGCCAAGGUCCGGAAAUCAAACGAUGCGCUUAACAAGUCUAUUCGCGACCUUGUUCGGUCUCUGUUUGGAAUUUACGAUGCCUCUCAAUAUCCUCUACGACGCCAACGGAUUGCUACACAUGUCCUCCGGCUGGGAGUGGAAUGCCAAGAGGUCAUUGGCCAAGAACUCUUGUCCGAGGCUGUUGCGUGCAAUAUCGAGGUUGAAUCGUCUAUCAGUCUUGACGCAGGCCUCAGUCAGUAUCAGCAACACUAUGCAGCAUCUCACCAGAUGAGCAUUGCCCUACUGAAGUCCCCACCGUUGGUCGACGAAGUACAAGAACCGCUUCGUUCCUGGCAAAACAUGUUCGAUCGCGUCGACUCGUGGGCUCAUUUGGUGACAUGCGUCGACGCGUUUGAAGCCUGGAUGUCGCAACUUCAGAUGGUGUCCGACUUCUUGGGUAUGAAAGGCAUGGAUUUCCUAAGAGUUCCGGUCCUGUCGAUCAUGAGCAAAGCUAUGGAGUUACAAGUACCCUCGAAUGAUGGCAAAGUGGUUCAAGCACUUGCCAGUCUGGGGGCGCAAUACGCACGCCUUGGAUACUCAGGAAAGGCCGGCACCGUCCUGGCUAAGGCUCAGGGACUUCUGGAAGCCGGAGACGUGCCAGCUGAAGCUGCUCUGCAGUGGCAUCUGGCCUAUGCAGAGUACAUGCUGGUCCUCGGCAAUCUGGAUAAGUGUGGCGAAACCUUGUCUGCAGCGCGUGAGUUCGCCGAAACCGAUCCGCUCAUAAUGUCAAUGACGGCGCCCAAGGCAUCCUUCUCGACCAAGCUUCGGCACUACAAGCUGCUUUCUGAGGCCUCCCAUGUCUACUCCCUCCUCUCCCUAAGCUCGGGUUAUCCUAGCGAGGCCUUGGCAUAUGCUAAGCAGUGUGUCAACUUGAAUAGGAAGAUCUGGCUCACAGUGGAGAACCGUAAGCCGAGAAGUGAUGUAAAGGAGGCCAACAGCAUUGAUGUUUCCCCGAUCACGAUGUCCAUGACGCAUGGGGCGCUCACGGGUGCUGCGUUUUGGGCUUUUGUGCCCUCUAUAUUCCGCGGGCUUACUCAGCUUGCUAGCAUAUUCGCUCACCAAGGAAUGCUGCAAGAGGCUGUCUACUUUUCGGAGCAGGCUUCCAGGAUCGCGGCUGCCGUGGAAGCAGAUUCUUUCAUCGUUCAGAAUCUCAGCCAUACUGCGGAGAUGUACCUAGAGAGCAGCAGGCUGGACGAUGCUUCGAGUUGCUUGGUAAAAGCCGAUGCUAAUGCUAAACGACUCCCCCCAAGCAUUGACCUCGCGAGAUUCCACACGACUGGUGCUCAUCUCCGCCAACUGGUGGAUAAUGACGAUGAUGAUGCGGUGGAAGAAUAUGACAUGGCCAGCAAGAUUAUCCAGGCUCUUUCAGAUUCUGCCUUCGUACGAAACCUGGAGAAGCUGUCCAACGGCGAGACCGAGAUCUCGGAAAAGAUGUCCGACAUGAAGCUUGAGGAUGAGCCAUCACGAAACCGCAAGGGUCCCGCAAAGACGGCGACGGCUAAGAAGACGACUACCAGAGCAGGGAAGAAGGCCACAGCACGCAAGGUUGCUGUCCCCGCCAUUGUGCCAGAAGAAACGCAAGAUAUGGCACAUGCGUGUCCUACACUUGAGGACAUUCAGGCAACCAUCAUCUGCCGCAAGGCUUCCGUGCUACUUGCAAGGGACCGCCUUUCGGAGGCCAUCGCUUUGAUAGAGGAAGCAGCGGGAUUGAAACUCGGCCAAGAGGCAGCAGUUCAGCACCAGUCUACCCGUUUCCGGUCACUGAUGUCGGAGGCCAUGAGGGAGAUCGCAGCUGACUUCACAUUCAACGCGCUCCCCGAAUCCACAAUCUCUUUCCCUGCUCUCUCCAGAGGUGACCGCAAACUUUCGGAGCCAUCACAGGCAAGACCAUCCUAUCUAGCCAUUGCCGAUACUCCAUCUCCAGCUGCUCCUGUCUCCAAGAAGGGCGCCAGGGGGAAGAAGGCCAGCAAGGAAGAUUUUGCCGUCCUCCUCAAGAAAGCGCGCGACUGCAUUGCCGAGGUCCAGAGCCAAGCAGUUCACACUUCAUCAACAUCAGCGGUGCAGCGUGUCUGUAGCAUGCUCAAUGAAGUCACCAUUCUUCUUUCCGCCACGACUCCCAAGGGCGCGAAGGGCUCUCUACAUCCUCUGUAUGCUGCGUAUCUCACGGAGCUUCCGAAAACGAACGCCUCCAAACUCGAGCAGGAGGCCAUCUCGAUUGAGCACCAGAAGACCGACCGUGAGAUGCUUCUGACCUGGCCCGGCGUCGCAGAUGACCAGGAAAGGCCACUUCAGCUCACUGCCGCCGACUUUCAGACCGAUUAUGUCAACAUCAUCCCUCAAGAUUGGACGGCUAUUUCGUUGUCCUUGAAUGAAGCACGAGAUGAGCUCUACAUCACGCGCUAUGCGCCUUGGCAGUCACCGUUCAUCUUGAGACUUCCCAUGGCUCGCCACAAUUCGCGUGAUAUGGACGAAGAGAUUUUUGGCUUUGAGGAGGGUAAAGCCGAGCUUGCGGAAAUCAUCGAGCUUUCAGACUUCAGCACGCGACACGUUCCAGACUUGAGCAAGAAGGGAGCGAAGACAGCAUGGUGGGCUGAGCGCGAGGCUCUCGAUGCUCGUCUGGGCGAUCUGCUUACGAAUAUCGAGAACAUCUGGCUCGGUGGCUUCCGUGGCAUUUUCAAAAAGAAGGGCACCAGGGCUUCACUCAGCAGUUUCUCUAAGAGCUUCGAGAACAUUUUGGACAGACACCUUCCCAGCCGACAAGGUAAGGGAACGAAGUCGAAGACGAGCCUGGACUGGAGAAUCUUGGAGCUGUUUGUGGGGCUUGGCAACCCGGACGACGGCGUGGACCUUGACGAGCCCCUCAUGGACCUGGUCUACUUCGUCGUGGACAUUCUGCAAUUCAAUGGUGAGAGGAACGCCUACGAUGAGAUCGACUUCGAUUCGAUCAUCAUCGAGAUGCUCGACGCCUUGCGGUCAUUCCACGAAGAGGCGGAGCCGAUGCCAAACCAGCACACCAUCCUUAUCCUGGACAAGAACCUCCACGCCUUCCCUUGGGAGUCUUUGCCUUCGUUGCAAUCACUCUCCAUCUCGCGUCUUCCUUCAAUGUCCGCGCUGCGAGAGCGCCUACUCGUCGCACGCGCAAGCAAGAAGCACAGCAGCUCCGCUCCGUCCUCCUCCUCCUCCGACGAGGACGCAACCGACAACGACGUGAUCCGCGGCGGCCACCACAUUUCCAUCUCAACCCUGACCGGCACGAGCGUCCUCAACCCCGGGGGCGACCUCACGCGCACACAGGAGACGCUCGCCCCGCACGUCAAGGCCGCGCCGGGCAUGUGGUACCACCUGAUCGGCCGCGUGCCGGACGAGACGGCGCUCGAAAUGUCGCUCGCGAAGAAGGACGUCCUCCUCUACUUCGGCCACGGCAGCGGCGCCCAGUACAUCCGCGGCCGCACCAUCAAGAAACUGCUCUGCAACAACCGCGGCGAACGUCCAUCUUCCCAACCGUCGUCGUCGUCUUCCCCCACGCCCGAUCCGGGACAGCAACAGCAACAGCAGGAACAACAACAGCCGCCGCCCCUCGCGACGUCCCUCCUCUUCGGCUGCAGCUCCGCGCACGUCACGGCCAACGGCGCCUUCGAGCCCAGCGGCAUGCUGUGCGCCUACCUCACCGCCGGCGUCCCCGCCGUCCUCGGCAUGCUCUGGGACGUCACCGACAAGGACUGCGACCGCUUCGCCAUCGCGACGUUGCGGAAAUGGGGCUUGUUCGAGCCGGAACAACCGUCGGAGGAGGAGGAGGAGGGAGAGGAGCUGGAAGAGGAGGAAGAUUUAGUUCCAAAGACUCCGUCCAGGAGGAGAGCGGCCUCGCGCUCGAAGACGCCGAACAAGAGCCGCAGUCGGAGUAGGAAGGGGGGGAAGAAGAAGGAGGAGGAUGGGAGGGGUGAUGGGAAGAGGGAGGCGAGGAGGAUGGGGCUGGAUGAGGCGGUGGCGAAGAGUAGGGGGGCGUGUUAUUUGAGGUAUUUGAACGGCGCGGCGGCGGUGGUGUACGGGAUCCCGGUGUUCUUGGAGUGA
Molecule: messenger RNA, 6528 nt
Organism: Diplodia corticola
Lineage: Eukaryota; Fungi; Ascomycota; Dothideomycetes; Botryosphaeriales; Botryosphaeriaceae
Product: cell division-associated protein bimb
Exons: 2
Coding region: 1-6528 (2175 amino acids)
Biological process (GO): proteolysis; meiotic chromosome separation
Cellular component (GO): mitotic spindle; centrosome; nucleus
Molecular function (GO): cysteine-type endopeptidase activity; protein binding
Source: RefSeq, a predicted model, not a curated record